This is a messenger RNA of Halteromyces radiatus, 1173 nucleotides long. RefSeq lists its product as uncharacterized. Gene Ontology annotation, molecular function: cysteine-type deubiquitinase activity. The record is from RefSeq and is a predicted model, not a curated record. Gene Ontology annotation, biological process: endoplasmic reticulum unfolded protein response; protein deubiquitination. Gene Ontology annotation, cellular component: cytosol; nucleus. The annotation marks the transcript as partial. The transcript is spliced from 12 exons. NCBI's taxonomy places the organism in Eukaryota, Fungi, Mucoromycota, Mucoromycetes, Mucorales, Cunninghamellaceae.
UUAUGCGAUUACGUAUACGUCAUUCUCAAGGGGUAAUUACCAUCGAUGAAGUGAAUCAAGACCAAUCCGUCGGAACAUUAUGUCAAACAAUUGAAAAUAUGAUUUCAACAGAUAAAUGGGUACAAUUAUCUGGUGGCUAUCCUCCAAAACCCAUUACUGAUAGGUCUAUUACUCUUCAAGCAGCAGGUAUCAAACAUGGUGAUGCUUUAACCGUGACUUUGAUCGAGCCCCAAACACCAACUACUUCUCUCCCUCCUGCUAAUACAUCACGUUCCUCUACUUCUCAUGCUAUUGCUGUAUUGGAUGGUUAUUUGGUACAAAGGGUAAUGGAUGAUGACAACUCUUGCUUAUUUCGAUCUAUUGGAUAUGUCCUGGAAAAGAAUCAUACAACGUUUGCUCAGAAAUUACGUCAAGUGGUUGCUGAAGUUAUCACCAACGAUCCUGAAACUUACUCCGAUGUAACAUUAGGACAACCUAGAUACAAGUAUAUCGAAUGGAUCAAGAAGGAUACAUCUUGGGGUGGUGCAAUAGAAUUAUCCAUAUUUUCUAAAUAUUUUAAUAUAGAAAUUGUUAGUGUGGAUAUACAAACUGGUAGGAUGGAUCGAUUUGGGGAAGGCUCUUAUGAUGAACUAGUAUUGAUCCUCUAUAGUGGAAUUCAUUAUGAUGCAUUGGCUUUAUCACCAAUGGAAAACUGUGAUUCUGAAUUUGAUGAAACUCGAUUUCCAAUUUCUAAUAGUAAACCUCUUCUUGCAGCAGCUCAGGAACUAGCCUCGUUAUUACAAAGGGAACACAAAUACACAGAUGUUGCCAAUUUUACGCUGAAAUGUGAGAUAUGUCAAACUGGAUUGAUUGGUGAAAAAGACGCUCAGACACAUGCUAUGGUAAAGAUAUCAACAAAUUCAAGCAAUAAUCAUGUAUUUAUAUAACCUGUGAUCCCAUCAUCUUAUUUCAAUCUUUUUCUUCUCUCUCUCUUUUUUUUUUCUUCUUCUUCUUUUAUAUCUAGUCAACUGGUCAUACCAAUUUCGUGGAAUAUUCUUAAUAUUUAGAUAGAGUGGUGAGGGUGGAAAACAGGUGGGGCGGAGGUCUCAACCGGAAAACCAUGGAAGUAAUCGUAUUUGUCGUCGGACUUGAUUUAUCCUUUUUUUUUUUUUUUUUUUUUUAAUCAAAUAAAAA